Messenger RNA from Pocillopora meandrina, 4086 nucleotides. The record is from the annotation of a GenBank genome assembly. Lineage: Eukaryota; Metazoa; Cnidaria; Anthozoa; Scleractinia; Pocilloporidae.
CAUUAUUGCAUUAGAAUUCAAGAACAGACGCAGCCUGACGGUAUCGCUGAUUAUUCUGUCGACGAAACUGCUGCUGCGUCGAACAACUCCGGUUCGGCGUCACAACAGUCAAUCGCGUCAAAGAUGUCUCGAUCGCGCUCUCGUCUCUUCGACGCUGAUAACCCGGGAGAAACAAGGCUUUAUUUGAACGUUGGAGGGCAGAGACACGAAACAUUUGUGAGUACUUUGGCAAGCAUACCUGACACGCGGCUGGCAUGGAUAGCUGAACGAGCUCUGAAGGAUCCAAGACCGCUCGGACAAAAGCGAGAAUUUUUCUUCGACCGGAAUCCCGCAGUUUUUACACAUAUUCUCAACUACUAUCGCACAGGGAAACUACAUUGUCCAAGGGAUGUGUGUGGACCACUCUUUGAGGAAGAACUUAACUUCUGGGGUCUGGACGAAAAACAGAUUGAAACUUGUUGUUGGGCAAAAUAUGAUGAACAUCGCGACGCUGAAGAGAAACUUCAAGGCUUCUCACGAGACGAAGAUCAAGAUUCAGACUUUGAAAACAUCGACAGCGGGUCUGGUGACAUCGAAAUCCCUAGUAGUGGAAGUGAACUUUGUGCCUCGCACGACUCAGCUCGGCGGGUCACAACAGCAGCUGCGCGCUGGAGGCAUCCAUGGCACACGAUGAAGAAAAAAAUAUGGAAAACAUUUGAUGAUCCUUACUCAUCGAAAUUUGCAAGGGUACGUAAAACAUCCUUCUUAAUAGUUGGCGCCAGCAUAUUAGUCAACGUUUUUAUACUUAAUUUUUUUUUAGCUUAGGAUACCUAAGACAUAGACUUCUGGCGUUGUGAAUAGUAUUCAGUGUAGUCUAAUUCUUCAGUCAUUGCUCAGUUGCUGAUCUGGGUUUGUUUUGACUUCACCGCGUUUCAUCAAUUUAUUUACUUGUGAGUUACCCUCAGUCGAAUCUUUUUAAAUAAAAAGUAAAAAAGCUUUUCCCUUAGAUACUUUCACACAUUAUGAUGAUCAUUUGCUUUCAACUUUGAAAUUGUUUGCAUUAGAAAAUACAAAAGUUGCCACGUCGUGAUAAAACGUAUCGCUUUUAUCGCUUGAAAUAUUUUGUAUUCGCAGCAUUAAUGAUGAUCCAGGUCUCGUGAAUGAUAGUUUACAUUUAAAUAUUUUUUUUUGCUCUCCAUGUAUCUGGUUUUAGCUCUCAUAACAUUGGUGGUUCGGGCUUUCUACCUUUUAUAUUCAAUAAAUUUGCGGAAGAAGAAUGAUCGGAAAAGCAAACAUUUAAAUAAAAUAAUUCGGGCUAAAAAUUUUCAUCCGAGCCUAGGGUAUGUGAUUUUAAUGUCGAAGCGAUGGAGACUUACGACCGACAAUCACUCGUUUGUGUUAGCAGCCUCGUAUCAUGAGUCGCAGAAUCUUUGCUUACUGUCAGGGAAUAAGACGUUCUUUCCUAAUUUAGUCUUAACACUGUUUGUUCAGUCUUCUAUUAAGCGACCUCUUCUAAUGAAUGAAAGUACCUUUAUUCUCUUUGUGAUUGGUUGAACUAAGACUUAACGUCGACUAUUGAAAAUGCCGCUUCCGAUAUUUUAGGUUGAAAAUGAAUUACUCCUUCCUCGACUUGAAAGAUAUCAAAAAGCAACAAGAUAAAAGCCAUGAUAACAAAGGAAAAUUUCUUAGGGACCCGUGAGAUAAGAACAGAAAGGAAUACUGUAAACCACUUUACGAGUAUUUCAAAUUCUGUCUAUUGUUUACAUCAAAGAAUAAAGAUGUACUAAUCAAUUCAAAAUAAAAGAUAAUUUUGAGGCCUUAUUUUUCGUGGGCCUUAUAUUCGCUUUUCCUUUCUUUACAUACGAGCAGGUGAGCAAGUGUUUGAAAGACAAAUGUCUCGUUCUGUUCCUAGAGAGAAAAAUCUUUUGUUAAUGUGUCAAAUAUUCUCAAGAGCUCUAGAAAUUUGUCUUAAAUUAGAUAACUUAUUUCUUUUAGUUUUGAAAGCUUUUCUUACCUUUCCAAACUUUGAUCAUUAAAUUACGAUGAAAAUCAGAGCUUUAUUUAAUAACUGGUCUUGAAAGAAUAUUCAGUGUUGCCGUGGCAAGUAACAUCUAGUUCCUUUUUUUGAUACUUCAACUUAUUUUCAGUUAAUGUAUUCAACUACAUGACGAAAACGAAGAAUUAAAACAUUACCAUAAAAGGUUGAUAUCUACUUUCCAAAGUAAUAGUCAUAAUGCGUUCUAAUUAUCCACAUGUAGUUCAGAAAAAAAAAGUAAUUGGUGAUCAGGUGAAUAUUAUGACGGUUACGGUUACUUAUACUAAAUUUUAUGGCUAAAUGUUGUGACUCCUGAAUAACUUAUGUUGAAACGGGUAUGGAGAUUUCCAAUGUAUUUGAUUCCACUAACCCUUGAACAGUUUGAGGCUACCUCAAAGUCCUCACGAAGGUCAGAGGCAAGCGCCUAAGGUUGACUUUGAAGAGACGAUCGGAUACAACUGAGUGGUUUUGCGGGAGUUCCUUCAUUGUUAUCAAUAUUUUUAUUUCUAUACAAAUUAUUCGCUUCAAUGUUUCUUUAGCCAGAACUGGCAACAUAUUAUGGUGUGCGUCAAGUCAGUUUUCCAAAAUAAAGUAUCCAUUUUGUCCCCUUUAAAUGAUUGCUGGCCGAUUACUCACAGCUUCGUAACUAUGCGUUUAGUAACCAUGCAAUUAGUAACCGUGCAUUUAAUAACCAUGUAAUUAGUAACCAUGCAUUUAAUAACCAUGCAAUUGGUAACUAUGCAUUUAAUAACCAUUCAUUUAGACUACGCAUAACAAUGAACAUGAUAUUAUUUUGACUUUGGAUACGGCAGCUUUUUCUCAGUGAUACGUCUUUAGAAACAUGCAACUUACAAGGUAACAGUAUAUUCAAACUUAGACAAGUGAUCCAGUGAUCUUUGGAUCAAUUGAACACUGUAAGAUCACAGUUGAUCUACAAAUAUGCAUAAACGAGCAAACAGAAAAAAAACAUAUUUUUAUACAGCUUUUUUUUACAUUUUGCUUAACAGGCCGUCGGCUUUAUAUCUCUCAUUUUCAACGUAGCGGUCGUCACACAGUUUUGCAUCUUGACUUUGGACUACUUCAGUAAUGAGCACUCUCCACAGAAUCAAGUUCUUUUCAUCAUUGAGUCUAUAGCAGUUUCUUGGUUCACAUUAGAUAUCGCCAUUCGUCUACUAUGCUGUCCUGAUCGACGUCGUUUUCUAAGAACGCUUCAAAACUGGGCUGACUUCAUUGCCAUCAUUCCAUUCUACUUGGUUAUCUUGACUCCAUAUGACGAAAUACUCAGAAACUUCACAAUUUUUUACGUAUUUCGAAUGUUCCGCACCUUUCGACCAUUAAAAUUUUCUUAUGUUAUGCAAGUCUUUACACAAACACUUCGUGCCAGCUCACGUGAACUGUACUUCUUGAUUUUCAUCCUUGCGCUUGAGGUGGUGGUUUAUGGCAGCCUCGCUUAUUACUCCGAGCGAAAGACCCCUGAAACUAAAUUUAUCAAUAUCCCAGUCUCGUUCUGGUGGGCACUGGUUACCAUGACAACGGUAGGAUACGGUGACAUGUUUCCAACGACCCUGCCGGGUAAGCUGGUGGGUUGCGUGUGUGCUAUCAGUGGGGUUCUUAUGAUAGCACUACCAGUAUCUGUCGUGGCCAGCAACUUCUCGUUGUAUAAUUCCUACGCCAAAGUUAAGCUCAAACUCCCUUCAAGGGGAAAGAAAAAUAUGGUGGAUAAUGCUCUGAAAGCGUUGCAACUUGCUACGCCGCAAACCAGUGUAAGUGUUGCCUCACCGGACGGCGCAAACGGUAAUGGAAGAGGUCGAUAUUCAUCGCUGGUAACCUCAGGAAUUGAAUUAGGAUUAUUGAAUUCUACAAAGAAAAGUCCUUGUGAAGAAAUGGACGUUUUACCUAACUACGAAUCUACCGACAACAGACGAUACGGGAGACGCUCGGCGCAUUUCUCGUUAAACUUGAUUCCAAUAAGAGCACAUCCAGAGCUUCCUGAAGGCGACAGUGAAUCAGAAGAUAGCCCAAAGGGACUGGACUGUAAUCGUUUAAAACCUGCAAAUGAUAAAGUCACUUAA